AUGCCCUGGAGUAAAGGUCUGCGCCGCUGGGUGCCGGACGACGCAGCGCCCGCAGCCUUCCAGGCGAGAAUCACACCAGCGCCGGUGCCUCGAGCACAGGCAAACCGAGCUCCUCCCUGCUGCCGAUACUGCUGCUGCAAACCGCUCCCAAGCGGUCUGGGCCCGUGCAGUGGAAUUGGCAGCGCGGGCGUCCCCUCCCCGAUUCUCUACCGGCCACGCGGCAAGAGGCACCCCUCUUGUCUGCUGUUGGCAACGGUCACGCUCCCCGGACUGCAAGAAGCAGAGAAUCGGUCCUCUUUCACUGCGCGGCAGCAGGGCAUCAUCGACAUGGUGAGGCACUUUGUGGAGCGGGCGCGUGCUGUCGCCGUCGAGCCGACUCUCAUUGGUGUUGACUCCAAAAUGCAGACCUGCAUCCACCUUCGCGCAGCGGGGCUGCCGUGCAGGCAGGAUAGGCUCCACGGCUACUGCGGCGUGCUCCACUCGCGGCGGAGGUGGGCGCACCCAGACGCCGACCGUUCUGGGGACCGUACUGUGGCAGUGGACGCAAAGUUCUGGUACGCGCUGCACUACUUGCGUCGAGGCCACAUCGUGUUCUUUGCUGACUUGGACGUGGCAAUUGCCGCCAACCCGUUCGAGCGGAUGAGUUUGCAACACUCCCUGCAGGGGCUGAGCGAUGAUCUAGGCGCGGAGGACCCGAGCGAUCCGCUGCGCCGCAACGCGACGCGGUGCGGUGUCGACUGGUACGACGCGCCCGCAUGCCAGAGCACGGGGCUCUGGAUGGCCCAGCCGACCCAGCCAGCGGUCAAAUUCUUCGAGCAUUUCCUCGUCAAGCUACAGCGCUCCUGCGAGUGGGAGCAGAGCCUCUUCAAUCGUGCCCUUGGUGAUAUGGUCCCCUCGACAGCACCAGCCAUGCGAUGGAUCGACGCCCUCAACUAUGCGGUGUGGAGCAAGGCGGAGUACGCCAACUAUGGCGUCGCCACGGCACGUCGCGCCCUGCAGCUGCCAGCGGGACGCGUCGCUGUUCACUUCGGCUACGUCCCUCCCAGCAACAAGAGCGAGAUCAUGGCGGCCGGAAUCUGCAGCCUCGCCAACCAGCCCGCGGGUGCUGCGUACCCCGGCGAGGCUUGGACCGACGCUGAGGCGAGGGACGCCGGAUGUGCCGUCGUGUCGCAGUCGUAUCUCUACGUUGAGGGCGGUGGCGCCGUCCGACUGCCCGACCUCACCGCCGUGUCGCGCGGCGUCAUCGUGCGUUUCAACUCGGAGAUCUCCUCGCUGACCUUGGACCGGCUUGCCACUGUAUCGGGGCCGCUCUCCGUGCGAGAGAAUCCGCAGCUGGAAGUGAUUAAGAUGGGCAGCCUCGGGACCGUUCGGGGCGGCAUCACGGUAACUGGCAACGUCCAGCUAGCUUCCCUCAGGUUGCCUCACCUCGCCUCCGUCGGGGGCUAUAUCGACGUAAGCGAGAACGGGCAAAGCGGGGCGUGGCUCUGCGAGCUAGGGGAGUACGCUGGCAGUUGCUCCCAGCAAUCGUGA
This is a messenger RNA of Emiliania huxleyi CCMP1516, 1530 nucleotides long. RefSeq lists its product as hypothetical. Bases 1 to 1530 code for a protein of 509 amino acids. The record is from RefSeq and is a predicted model, not a curated record. NCBI's taxonomy places the organism in Eukaryota, Haptophyta, Isochrysidales, Noelaerhabdaceae. The transcript is spliced from 2 exons.